AUGGUUUAUUUCGGUCGCGCGAUGCCUCAAUGCGUCCACCGACACCGCCGCGCGCACCGCUCUGAGCUGUGGCCACCUCGAUAUUGUCUAGUACAUUUGUUUCACUCGCACAUGGCGCAGCUCGUCGCCGCCAGAUGUCACGCGCCUCUCACCGCGCCUCCCAACGCACCGCAAAACGCACCGCCAGUAGCUGUGGCAUACUUCAUAGGUUGUCUACCAUUUGUUUUCGCCGCUCCCGCUUGCCGCGCCUCACGACGCAACGCAAUUCGCACCGCUCUCGGCUGUGGCCAAGGGCGGAUCAUGAAGACGAAAUUGACGCCGGUGACGUACCUAGGAAGCACCGUGAUGGACCGGAGGUUUUCCAACGCCAUGCUGCCGUGGCUGAUAAGGGAAAUAAGAGCUACCAACGUACGAGAUAAGGUCAGCAUAGCCAUCGACGGCGGUCAUUUGAAAGUGUACAAUGGAAACUUUGAGCCAGUUAUAAUACAUAAGCUAUCAGAUAUAAUCAGGGCCAGCCAAGUGCCAGGACGUCCGGAGGAGCUGUUCUACAUACUACUCGAUGAGAAGGAGGUACUGUUGAACUGCUACAUGUUCAGAGCGGCUUCGGUACACGAGGUGAGUGGUUAA
Molecule: messenger RNA, 627 nt
Organism: Bombyx mandarina (wild silkworm)
Lineage: Eukaryota; Metazoa; Arthropoda; Insecta; Lepidoptera; Bombycidae
Gene: plx
Product: PTB_TBC1D1_like and TBC domain-containing protein plx
Source: RefSeq, a predicted model, not a curated record